This is a messenger RNA of Nezara viridula (southern green stink bug), 6225 nucleotides long. The record is from the annotation of a GenBank genome assembly. Lineage: Eukaryota; Metazoa; Arthropoda; Insecta; Hemiptera; Pentatomidae.
UUCUCCGGUCUUCACGAAAUUUUAAGGUAUUGUGCCUAGAUGACUUUAGAUAGUAUUCAUAAAAUUCUAUCCAAUUCUUCCCAUUACUCAAAUAUUAAAGGAUUUUCUUAAAUAUGUCCAUAUUUCAGAAACUACUUGUUUGCUUUAAGUUGUAUUCAUUUGAUUGAAUUUUAUCUACUACUUUCUGCUUUGACACGUUUAUUGUUUGAAAAGUCGUACUUUGAAACGUAAGAAAAUUUUAGACAUUGGACUUUUAAACCAUCAUGUAUCUGUAAUUGGAAAAAAGUUCGUUUAUUCGUAAAUCAUUUAUUUUAAUGGAUUAAUCUAUUAAGAAACAAUUGUUUCUGUUAUGCACAAUGAUGAUAUGAUUAAUUUCCUUCAAGAGAUUUAUUUACACUUCUACAUGAUUAGUACAAAUAAAUAAUCUUACUUUUUAGACUUUUUUGGUGGCCACUCCUUUUGCUCGUUUCUCUUUGGAUCUGGCGCCUUACGACUUGGCGAAAAGCUGUUGUCUUCCAAAUGUUAUCAAACAGCCACUUAGACAAUUAAUAGAUUAAUGUUAAGUUCAACUUAUUUUACCAUUAAUUUAUGGUUGUCACGUAAUAAUUUAGACGUAUCCAUUGUAGUACUUUAAUAGUACAAUUCUUUGGUAUAUCUCACAGUUAUGGCUUCUUAUAGAGCGAGGAUAAAGGAAUUUGAAGAUGUUAUUAAUGAAGAAGAGAUUGAUUUGUACAAAUUGAAAAGCAUUUGUUUUAAUGGCAUACCUGAGGAACAGGUCAACAGGGCACUCUGCUGGCGGUUAAUGCUUAAUUAUCUUCCGCAUGACAGAAGAUGCUGGAAUGACGUCCUGGUGAUGAAAAGAAAGUUAUAUGCCCAAUUUGUGGAUGAAAUGAUUGUCAAUCCUGGAGCAUCAUGCAAUGAAUCAGGGAAAAUAGUUGAUGUGACAAUGUCGGAUCAUCCUUUGAGUUGUAGCCCUGAUAGUCUUUGGGAUGCAUUCUUCAAGGAUAAUGAAGUGCUUUUGCAGAUUGACAAAGAUGUUAGGCGGCUUUGUCCAGACAUAUCAUUCUUCCAGCAGGCAACUGAGUUCCCAUGUUCUGCAGUCGUCAACUCUGGUGGAGAGAAGAGGCUCCACGGCCGCGUUCAACACUCCGUCUUAAAUUCUGCCAAUGUUGAGAGAAAAGGUUUAGGAAUUACCCGAAUUGCAUUAUCGCGAAGGAAGGCACCAGAGGACUAUGCUCCUCUUCCAGAGGGUUCAGAAGCUCAUUGGGAAGUGGUACAGAGGAUACUGUUCCUUUAUGCGAAGUUGAAUCCUGGCCAGGGCUACGUCCAAGGGAUGAACGAAAUUGUUGGACCCAUCUACCAUGUCUUCGCAAGUGACCCUCAUCAAGAAUGGCGGGAACAUGCUGAAGCUGAUUGCUUCUUCGCUUUCACCAAUUUAAUGGCAGAGAUUAGAGACUUUUUUAUCAAAACUUUAGAUGAGACUGAAUCAGGUAUCAAUAAGUUAAUGGAGCGACUCUGCAGUGAACUUAAAAGAAAUGAUCACGAAGUCUAUAUGAGAUUACAAGAACAAGAACUGAGGCCUCAGUAUUAUAGUUUUAGAUGGUUAACACUACUACUUUCUCAAGAAUUUCCUCUUCCAGAUGUUCUUAGGAUAUGGGAUUCUCUUCUUGCGGAUACAUUUAGGUUCUCAUUUCUUAUUUUUGUCUGUUGUGCCAUGAUAAUUUUACUCAGGGAUCAAAUUCUUAUAAAUGACUUUCCCUGUAAUGUUAAACUACUUCAGAGCUUCCCAUCUAUGGAUAUUCAGAUCGUACUCAAUAAAGCGGUGGAAUUAGCUGAGUCAAGGAAGGGAUGCUUCAGGUAACUUUUGAGAACUUCUUGAUGGUAAAUUUGUCCUUUCUCAGUUUGGUUUAAGUGUAUUUCUUAUACUUAUUCUCAGUUAGUAUGUUUUAUUCAUUAGUGCAAUAUUGUGAAAAUACAUAAUUAUUAUGUAUGCUCUUUAAAAUAAUACUGUAACUUAACAACUAUAUUAAAGUUGUUAAGUUAACCUUAUUCUUAAGGUUAACUUUGAUUGAAUACCUAAUGCAUUUUGAGCAAUAUCAAUUUUUUAAACAUAAUCUAUACUUCAGAAUUUAUUGGAUCAAUGCCUAGGUAUUCUAUAACACUACAAAAUAAUUUUUGUUGUAUUUUUUGUAUUCUUAUCGUUAUGAUAUAGAGUUAUAUUUUAUAUAAAAAGAGUCACAAAAAGACCUAAAAAUGAAAUAAAAUAAUAAUGUUGUCACCCAUGUUGAAAUAAAUUAUUGUAGUUAUUAAUUGCAAUACUUUGUGGUUGUGGGUUUACUCAUAGUUGAACAAUCAAAUUAUUAUUUCUUUUUUAAUAUCGGUUCAGUUAAAAAAUUUAUUAUAAAUUAUUUCUGAUAACUAUGAACAUCACAAUAGUGCAUUACCAGAGACAGUAGAAUCCUCUUUAUUCAGGCUAAUAGGGGUUGAGACAUUUCUGGAAUGUAUAAAAGAAAAAAAAUUCAAUUUUAAUUUAACCUGUAUAUUAGGUAAAAUUAAAAAUAAUAUAAUAAAUGAUUUGUUGAUCAGAUGUAUAUUAAUAUAUGUUGUCUAAUUUAUUAUGUGAUGUAACCUCCAUUAUUCCUGGUAAUGAUGAGGAAAAGGUGUAUAGAAAAUCAAUAUUUUUUUACACAUUUACUAUGAUUGAUAAGGAUGUAAAAAGAUCAUAAUAUACAAUAAUAAUACAUUUAUAUUUAUUAGUAAAAAAUUAUUUGUACAUUUAUGGAAAACAUUAAUGUAAACUAUUUAUUUAUAAUUUGAAUACUUAUCUUUAACAACAGAUGUUCAGCAAAUAAUCACUGUCACCAAAACGGUUUAUAAUUUCCAUUUUUUUUUUAGAGCUAUUUAUUUUGCCUACGCUACACUUUUUGUUUUGCUGCAUUCUCAAUAGAAGUGAUUCAAACUAUUGUACAACACUGAAGUAAGAUAUUAAGACUUAAAUUAGAAUAAAAACUCUUGAAGUUCUUAAUUACUUCUCUGAAACGAUGAUAGAUUUAUUCCUUCAUCUUGUUGGUACAUUUAAAUAUUCCGAUACAUUGUUGGCAAUCAUAAAUAAAAAAACAAAUAGACAAAGAUAAAUAGUGGUCAAUCAAGUACCCAUUUAAUUGAGGUUUUUAUUUUAAAUUUAAAUACAAAUUUCUAUGGAUACACUUUUAUUUAAAUGUGCAAAUGAUCUUUUAAUUUUUAUAGUAGUCAUAAAAUUAUUUAUUUUGUUUUAUCGAACAUAUUAUUUUCAUUAAUUAUAAGAAAAUUUAAGUCUUAUUCAAUUUAAAUUAUAUAUGAUAUUGAAAAACUGAAAUACAUAAUCAAUUUUUUAUGUAUCCGUAUGGUACCUAAAUGGCUGUUGUUGGUACUACACACUAUUGUAAGAUAUUUACUAUUAGUUUAUCCUGUAAUUCUUCAUAAAUUUGUACCCCUCCAGUUUACUAUGAAAUUUGUCAAAUCUGUUAGACUUUUUUUUUUUCAUUUUUAUUGUCCGUUAAUUCAUGAACUGGUUAGGUGGGGUUCUACUGUCUUUGAAUUUCUGUAAGCGAUUUUCUCAUAUUAAUUUUAAGUUUAAAUAAUAUUCUAAAAUCAAAUUUAUUCUUUUUUAUUAGUUUUUGAGUGUGUAUUGUUAGUUUAUUGACAAUAAUAUUAUCAUUACCAAUGAUAAUCACAUAUUUACUCAUCGGGAAUCAUCACCUUACUUUAAAAUUAAUACAUUUUUAUUUUUAUAUAUGUAUAUUACUGCAUUUUUAUAUCAAUGUAAUUGUUUUUUUGAUGUUAUGCACAUCAGUGUAUAGUCCAGAUUAUGUGUACUGAAAUGGAUCAGAAAGUACAGCCAAAUAGAUUAUAGUGUUUGUCUACUUGUGUUAUAAUUGUUACAUCAUUUGACAUAAAAUGAGACAAUCAUUGCCAUAAUAGUUAGCCAAUUUGUAUAAAUUAUCUUAUAAGAGACUGAUAAAGAGAAUUAUAUUUAUUAUUUAAAAAGAGACAUAGCUCUACAUAUGUAUUAAAUUUGUACAAAAUAUGUCAAAUUCAACAUCUGUGAUAUAUUUUUCGUCUGUUUAAUAAUAACUCUAUUUUGUGUAAAUGGUAUUGCAUGUCUGUCCGUUAGCACUUAUUAAAUUAAAAGUAUAAUCUCAUACAUGUUUCAAUUUGUGUAUAUCUCUAAAAAUAUUGUUGUGCUUAGAGACUUGAAUGUAGAGUUAAUGAAUGUUAACUAUAAUCUGGUUAAUGUAAUUUCAUUUGUUUAUUUUUUUUUUUUUAGAUUUAUAAUUUUAUUUUAUUUUUUAUAAAUGACAUUAAAUUCUAAUUGUUGUUUUGAAAAAAAAAAAACAAUGUGUACAUGACAUAUUGUAUAUUGGUGAUCCAUUAGCUUAUUGUUUGACAUUGUUAUCAUUUGAGUAAAGUUAAUUUUAUGAUUUAUGUUAUAUUUAAAAAUAUUUGUUAUUAUAUAUAAUUUGAUUAUCAGUUUACGUUUUAUACUGAUGAUAAAAUCAUCACUUAUAUUAUUAUAUAUAUAAAUGUUUAUGCUAACUGAACAUUUAUUCUUUAUUUUUGUGAUCUUUAGUUUAGAUGUGAUACAGAACUACUUAUAAUUAAGCAUCUAAUAGAAACAUAGAUAUUGGAAUUUGAAGCUGUUUAAAAAAACAAAAACAAUAGAACUUUAUUAUUAGUAAAACAAUGGUACUUCAUAAGAUCACCGGAAUACUGUCAAGAUCAACCUCAUAUCCUUGAAUGUUAGUUAAAAAACAAUUGAAUAUUUUUGAUGAAUACAACUUUUGAACUUUUUGAUAAAAAAAAAAAAAUAUAUAUAUUUUUUUUUGCAAAACCUUUUCUUCACAAGACAUAACUUGUCUCAGAUAAUUCAGUUUUUCUUGAGAUAAAAAUCACUGAUAAUUGUAUGGCACUACAAUAAAUUCAAGAAAUCAAACAUUGUUAUGCAAGUUGUUAUAGCUUUUAAAAAGAAAAAGGGAUAUUUAAAAAAAAAAAUGUUUAUACUCAUUAGGUUAUUUUUUAUAUUAGAAUAAUAUUUAAUUUACUUUAGUAAUUACAAUUAUUAAUUAAUUAUUAGUUACUUCCAUGUAUUGAAGAAAACAAUCAAUUCCCAGUCAUAAUUUAAUUUAGUUUAAACACUAAUUCAGAAAAUAAAUAAAAUUAUUAUAAAUAUUACUUUAACAAAUUAAACAUGAAUGGUUCAGUUAUUAAAGUUGUCAAAUGUACACUAUUAUUGAAGUUGUGAUAUUUUCAAUUACACACUUCAUAUUAUAUUGCAUGAAUUGUAAUUGCAAAAAUCAUUCAGUGUGAUCUCAGCAAUGAUAACUAGUUGCUGUAGAGGAAUGUUUGGAUUAAAAAGAUCAUUUGGGAAAAAUUUACAAUGAAAGAUUAAAACGCAAUAAAUAAAUGAGAAAUAUGUACCUGUAUACUUACUGAAAAAUAUUGUUUUUUUAUACGUAAGAAUUCAUAUUUUAAAGAAUUUUUUUUUGUAUGUUUUGACCUAAUGUUUCUUCUCUCAGAUGUUUUAGAAGAAUGAUUUAUGGACACAUGGCGUGGUUCGCUGUAGCCUAUCAAAUACAGUAAUAGAAACCAAACAAGGCAUCUUCAUGCUUUGUUGUCAUUCUAUUUUAUAAUAAAAGAUGAGGUAAUUUCAAGCAUAUUUAUGAUUUUAGAAAAUUACCUUAUUUAACUUCGUAGACAUUGAAUGUUCCGUUCUCACUCACUUAUCUUUUUCCCCAUUUUUUUUUUCUUUUGAGUGGAUUACUGGAAUGUUCGGACUACUGAGAUUGUACAGUUGUUUUAACAUGACACAUUUAGUAACAUAAUUGUUGAAAAAAUAUUGAAAGUAUUUUGUGUAACCAUUCACAAUAAUAAUGGAUAGAUGGAUUGAAUUAUUUUGGGAUCAACUGUCCAUUGAUUCAAUAACUGGUGUUUCUAGUACUUAAAAGGAGUGCCAUCAUUAUAAAUUGUUAGGAUCAACUUUAUUCCUCAAGAUAUUUCUUAAUAAAUUUAUAUGAAUAUAUUGUAUCAUGUAUGUAUUUCUGUGUAUGUGUAAUAAAGAGUUAUAUUUUAUUACAGUUAUGUAGUCUCCUUUAUUUAUUCCUUUUGAAACUUUUUUUUUUAUUCAAAAUAUGUUCACAUAGAUAUGAAUUAAGUUUUCUAUAGUAAUUCUUGUAAUAGUUCAGUUUA